Messenger RNA from Photinus pyralis (common eastern firefly), 2390 nucleotides. Its product is annotated as medium-chain acyl-CoA ligase ACSF2, mitochondrial-like. Gene Ontology annotation, molecular function: medium-chain fatty acid-CoA ligase activity. Gene Ontology annotation, biological process: fatty acid metabolic process. The record is from RefSeq and is a predicted model, not a curated record. The transcript is spliced from 9 exons. Bases 530 to 2200 code for a protein of 556 amino acids. NCBI's taxonomy places the organism in Eukaryota, Metazoa, Arthropoda, Insecta, Coleoptera, Lampyridae.
GGUCAUUAGGGAGAACCCAAUAGUGAACCACAAAUUUGAACCGCCUUGUACACAGGGUCUUUCUUUCAUAGAGACAAUUAGCCUUAUAUGGGAAACUAAAAAUUAUACGCACCGGUUACUGGUAGGACCCGAGUGGCGAGUUGUAAGAAGGUUUUUUUAAAUGUUAGUUCUUGACAGUUCGUUGAUAGCCUCCUACGACAACGGAAGGGUACAGCGGUUUUUAAUGGAUGGUGUAUGAUUUUGGUGACAUUUUGCCAUAUCGUAGUGAGUGGUUUCGCGACAGUGAAGUUCAAGAAACCUCAGUUACCUUGAAGUGAAGGGUAUAAUUGGAUCAAACAUGGGAUAUAUUGUUUAAGUAGGAGCCAUUUCUUGAACUCGAACUUUGCCUAGUUGAUUUUAAUGUCUGUCAAUGAUUAAUUCAACCUUUGCUCCCUUAUUAAUAAAAUGGAUAACAUUGAAUGUUUGAUCAACGUUAUAAGUCCCAAAUCUAAAUACAACACAUCAUAACGUAAAGUGAACGGUUUGCAAAAUGCAAGCCAUUGAGAAUGAUCAAGAAAGUGAUACCCUGAGCCGAAAAACGGGUUUAAGUUACCUACACAAUCCAGGCAGUGAACCUCUUCGGUAUAUGACGCUUUCUAAUUUGCUUGAAAGUGCAGCUGCAAGAUACGGCCAAACUGAAGCGUUUGUAUCAUUGUACGAUAAUAGAAGAGUUACCUACACAGAACUUCAUCGAGAUGCUGAUCAACUGGCUUCGGGUUUUCGACGUUUGGGUUUAGGGAGAGGUGAUCGAAUUGGAUUAUGGGCGCCCAAUGGUAUAGAGUGGGUCACUACGAUGUAUGCCGCAGCUCGUGUGGGACUUAUAACGGUGUGCUUGAAUCCUGGUUACGAGGCGAACGAGUUAAAGUACUGCUUAAACAAGUGCGGUGUUAAAGCUCUAGUAUGUCCGGAUGUGUACCGAACCCUAGAUUUUUAUGGCAAGUUGUGCACGUUAAUCCCCGACUUAAGCAGUGGAAACGUCGAAGUUCCCACAUUGAAAACCAUCAUUAUGAUCUCUCAACAGAAACUGAGAGGCACUUUCAACUACUGCGAGGUGUUGGGUAUGGCCGAUGAGACGGGUAUAGAACAGCAAAGCAAGGUUUCCCCAGAUGACAUUUGUAAUAUUCAAUUCUCCUCAGGAACCACCGGGCUACCGAAAGCCGCCUGUCUAACUCAUUUUCAAAUAUUGAACGUUGCUUAUUUCGUUGGAAAACGAAUGAAUUUAGAUGAAUCUCAACAAAAGUUUUGUCUACAACUUCCAUUGUUUCACGUAUUUGGUGUAGUCGGAGAGAUUGCAAUGGGAACACAUUUUGGAAAGACGAUGGUUUUUCCGUCGCCGACUUACAACUCAACUGCGAAUUUAAACGCUCUAGAACAAGAAAGAUGUUCAAUAGUAUUUGGCACACCUACUAUGUACGUCGAUCUAAUUAAUUUACAGAAGAAAUCGAAUAAGAAGAUAUGGGUUACUGAUGCAGUUAUAGGGGGGUCACCGUGCUCUCCAAGCAUUAUAAACGCUAUUAAAGAUCAUCUUAAAAUUCAGAAUGUUACUAUUGUAUACGGUGCGACAGAGAUGACCGGUAUAACAUUCCAAUCGCUUAUAGACGACAAGGAAUAUCGCAACACGGAAACUGUCGGAUACAUUAUGGACCAUGUUGAAGCUAAAGUUGUGGAUCGCAAGGGAAACUUGGUACCUUUUGGUACGCCAGGCGAACUUUGUGUGCGAGGGUAUUUAAUAUCAAAAAGCUACUGGAAUGAUCCAGAGAAAACCAAGGAGGUGCUUUGUGACCGAAAAUGGUACCGAACUGGCGAUGAGUUCGUCCUUCAAGAAGACGGUUAUGGUCGUGUCGUCGGCAGGUUAAAAGAUAUGAUCAUACGAGGCGGCGAAAACAUCUUCCCGAAAGAAAUUGAAGACCUGCUAGGCGAGCACCCUGACAUUUUGGAAAUUUUUGUAAUUGGCGUAAACAGCGAGCGCCUUGGCGAAGAGGUAUGCGCAUGCGUACGACCGAAACCGGGAUCGCAAGUCACUUUGGAUUCGAUACGAGAAUUUUGUAGAGGCAAACUUGCACCUUAUAAAAUACCCAGCCAUUUGGAAAUAGUAGCUACGUUUCCGAAGACCGCAUCGGGAAAAAUCCAGAAAUAUCUACUCAAGGAACAAAUUUGUUAAAUUUCGCAAUAGUCUUUUUGGGGGUUCCACUGGAACACUUAAUAGCAAUAGAAAUACAUCGUUUUUUUUACAUUUUGUUUCCAAAAGAGCGCGGAAACAUAUUUUUCUAUACAAAAAACAUCUUACUUUUUUUUAUCGUAUCUAACUAUAUCAAAAACUAUGGACUUCCAAUAACAAUUUUUUAUUUCAA